UCUUCAGCUAGAAACACAUGCAUAUAAAAAGCCACCAUUUUGUGUGUAAUCUUGUCGUAAUAUAAUAAGCUGAUCCGUCUUAGCCGUCUCUCAAAACCAAAUUAUUGCAUCUUGGUUCCCUGAGUACUAUUGCAAGUCCACAUGAAUAAUUCAGCGAUAUCAAUAGUCGAUCUCUCCCCUUUCUUACUACGAGAUGAAGAUGGGAAGAGAAAGGAGAGAGAAGUGAUAAAUGAAGCAUGUAGUCGAUAUGGCUUCUUCCAAAUAGUCAAUCAUGGGGUGCCUUUGGACCUGAUGAGCCGCGCCCUGAAACUAUCAAAGUCCUUUUUUGAGUGUCCCGUUGAAGAGAAAAUCAAGGGUUCUCCGUUACCGGGGGCACCUUUUCCUGCAGGCUAUAACAGAAAACCAAAUCCAUCUUAUGAGUUUUCAGAGUACUUGGUUAUGCUUCAGCCUGGAUCCACCUUCAAUGUUUUUCCUGCCAAGCAUCCACAGCUCCGAGAAGUAAUGGGAGAUUUAUUUAAUGGAUUCUCGAAGACGGGAGCAAUUUUAGAGAGUAUCCUUAAUGAAUCCUUGGGUUUGCCUCCAAGUACCCUUGCAGAAUUUAACAAUGAUAGAAAUUCAGAUGUGUUGACAGCAUUGCAUUAUUUACCAGCAACAGAAACGGGAAAAAUUGGAGUAAAUUCACAUAAAGAUGUUGGAUGUAUAACGUUUGUAUUGCAGGAUGAAGUUGGAGGGCUUGAAGUUCAAAAUGAUGGUAAAUGGAUCCCAGUAACACCAAAAGAGGGUGCCCUCGUUGUCAACAUUGGUAUUGUUCUUCAGGUGCUGACGAAUAACAAAUACAAGAGUCCAAAUCACAGGGUGGUGAGACCAAAUGGGAGAUCAAGAAAUUCAUUUUCAUUCUUCUAUAAUGUAUCAGCAGGAAAAUGGAUUGAACCACUUCCCCAUUUCACUAAGCAAAUUGCUGAGAAACCAAAUUAUAAGGGAUUCUUUUACAAGGAUUAUCUGCAAAAGCGCAACGAAAAUAAGCUCAAACGAACUUGUGAACUUGAAGAAGAUCUUGGCUUGUCUCAUUUUUCACUCACUCUGUAGAGAAAAAAAGUGUAUUUUUAUCAAUCAUUUUCUCUUCAUUUCCUACUGGAUUUAUACUUUCUAAAUCUAUACACAUUUCUCUAAUCUCCCUUAA
Capsicum annuum is the source of this 1180-nucleotide messenger RNA. RefSeq names its product sexual differentiation process protein isp7. The transcript has 3 exons. Bases 142 to 1086 code for a protein of 314 amino acids. Gene Ontology annotation, molecular function: dioxygenase activity. NCBI's taxonomy places the organism in Eukaryota, Viridiplantae, Streptophyta, Magnoliopsida, Solanales, Solanaceae. The record is from RefSeq and is a predicted model, not a curated record.